GAAACUACACACGACCUGAGAAACGGGUCAGUAGACAGACGACAGUUACGUUUCUCCAUUCCCCGAGCCCUCAAGUUUGAAGGUUGCCUUUUUUUAAAGGAACAUAUUUUUUACAGCUUGUUUUUAUCGCUGACACCGCUAUUUUUUCUGACUCGAGACACGUCGAUGGACCCGCACAGUCUUGCGCGAAUAUUUUAGUAGUUGUCCAGGUCGAACGGAGCGCGUGUGUCCCUCUGCUCAAAGCGGGUGAAGCGAACCGAGCCUGGCUCUGCUCUUGGGGCCGGUGUGUCAGCGGCAGCUCCGCGUUUGAUGGAUCCAAGAAUCGCUUGGUUUCAGCCAGAGCAGCGCGGACCCGCCAACAACCUGUGGAUGCACAUCUGGGAAACGACACAGACGCUGGGAAACCCCUAUAACAACAACUGCAACACAGCCAGUGCCAAACUGACAAACAGCAGCAGUAGCGAUCCCAAGGACCAUCAGGAGAUGUCCAGAUCCAAACCCGACAGUGAGGUCGCCGAACAGCAGGACUUCAUCCCGCUUGAAACCCUUAACAACAAUAACAGCUGCCGGGUGGGCAAUGGUGUUGGCGGAGGGGGUCAACUGGGUGGCACUGGGGUCGCAGGAGUGGGCAGAGGGUACCCACACAAGAGGAAAAGAGACAACAAGGCGAGUACCUACGGCUUUAACAGGAGUCUGCUGCCGACAACGGGCUCACAGGAGAUCUUUUCGGGCACGCCGUGGAAGAGCAGAAACUACGAGGGCAUUGUGGGGUUGCAUGAGGAGAUAAAGGACUUUUAUGAGUACAUUUCUCCUCGUCCAGAGGAGGAGCGAAUGAGGCUGGAGGUGGUGGCCAGAAUCGAGAGGGUCAUCAUUGACCUGUGGCCCAAUGCUGAGGUUCAAAUGUUUGGCAGCUUCAGCACAGGCUUGUAUUUACCUACAAGUGAUAUAGACUUGGUGGUUUUUGGUAGCUGGGAGACUUUGCCUCUCUGGACUCUGGAAGAGGCACUACGCAAGAGAAAAGUCGCAGAUGUGAACACUGUCAAAGUCCUGGAUAAAGCAACGGUCCCUAUUAUAAAACUGACAGACUCCCACACAGAGGUCAAAGUGGACAUCAGCUUCAAUGUAGAAAGUGCUGUGAAAGCUGCAAACCUUAUCAAAGAAUUCAAACAGCAAUACCCUGUGUUACCAUACCUGGUGCUGGUUUUGAAACAGUUUUUACUCCAGAGAGAGCUGAAUGAAGUUUUCACCGGAGGAAUUGGAUCAUACAGUUUAUUCCUCAUGGCUGUCAGCUUUUUACAGAUGCACUACCGAGAGGAUGUGUGUAGUCAUAACCCAAACCUGGGUGUGCUGCUGAUUGAGUUUUUUGAGCUUUAUGGUCGGCAUUUUAACUACCUGAAGACGGGGAUCAGGAUCAAAGACGGUGGCUCAUAUGUGGCCAAAGAUGAAGUGCAGAAAGGCAUGCUGGAUGGGUACAGACCUUCUAUGCUUUACAUUGAGGAUCCUUUGCCACCAGGCAACGAUGUCGGGCGAAGUUCAUAUGGGGCGAUGCAGGUGAAAGAGGCUUUUGAUUACGCUUACAUUGUCUUAAGUCACGCUGUGUCCCCAAUUGCCAAGUAUUACCCUAACAACAAGUCAGAGAGCAUUCUGGGUAGAAUAAUCCGUGUCACUCAGGAAGUAGCGGAGUACCGUGACUGGAUCAAUGAACACUGGGGUCAGCAGAGCAACAGAAAUGUUACACUGACCUCACUUGAGCCUAAGGAACUUGAUGAGUGUAAUAAUAAUGUUUCAGAGGAGGUUGUGAUGCUUCCUCCAGUUCCCCGGAGCAAAGUGUCAUCUAACUCCUCCUCUCCACCCCCAUCUUCUCCUUCAUCACCAUCAUCUUCCCAAUCUUCAAUGGCUUCCAGUUCAAGUGAUGCAGACUCUGAUGGAACACCCCAUAAGACUGUGAAAGCUAUGGCUGAUUUGGGCUCCAGCUCUUACAGUGAGAAUACUGAGAGGAAUCUGUCCAAUCACAGAUCACAGAAUCAUUCGCUGACAAUGCCCACCCCCACUAAUAAGGGCAGUAAGAACCGACAGCGUGUAAAAAAAAGUGCUCAAGGGCCACAGAACAACCCCAACAAGAUCCAGCAAAACAGCAAGCCUCAUCAUAAAGCCCAUGUAAAGAGGAAACCUCAGCGUGAGGUAGCGCAGGAGGACCUGUGUAGAUAGGGGGAGUUGUUCUUGCAGAUUCACACCUGCUCUUACCGUCUUUGACCACAGAAGAGUGUUGGUGGAAUCAUUUAUCUUUCCUGUCCCACAGAUCAAGGGAUGUGUGUGACUUUGUAGCCUGAAAAAGGAAAAUAAAAAAAAUGAAAAUGGUGUGUAGUCCACAUGUGUCAGAGUUAGGCCUGUACUACACUGGCUUCUGCACAGCUUCUGCUCAGCUUCUGCUCACUGCCCAUAGGGGGAGCUGCACUUCUCUACUAAAGGGCUCCCCCUGGUGAUGUGGAUGACCAGAGAACGUAGGAGAGAGAAUUUAACUUGAGCAAUAGCUGAAGCCCUGGACUGAUGCCUCACUGAGGAAAACUGUCAUUACAGAUGACUCGAAUGAUGAAAAAAUAAUUAUAUAUUGAAAGUGCAAAGAUUUGAAAGUGUCUAAAAACAUGAAAAUGUAAUUAUUACCACAUAAAUUAUGCAUGUUUUGAUUUUGAAGAGUGGUUAUUUUUGUCAUGUACAGAUUAUACAAAUAUUUGUACAAGAAAAAAAGAACUAAAGCAAAAAAAAUUAUAAUAAUAUAUAUAUAUAUAUCAAACAUGAAAGGGGUUUCAUAAGAGUUUUAUUGUAAUGUUCAAAUUUCGCCUUGCUAUAGAUGUACACACAGUAACACUGCAGCUCCUCAAAGUUGUACAGGUUUGGGUUCAAUUGUCAACACUUACCAUGAGCCUUUUUUGUUAUUUUUUUGUGUAAUAUUGUGGUUGGACAGCGGAGGUGUUUGAAAGAGAGAAAGAGAGUUAGCAGUAGACUCCACAUACAGACAUACUCUGUACGUGUGUGGAUUGGAGUGCAAGUAUGUGUGAGCGAUUGUGCUUGCAUGAAUUUUGCUGUCUGUCAAAGAAAGGGGAAAGGUGUUUUGAUGUUGAAAUUUCAAGAACACUAUCAACCUUACCAUGUUUAAAAGAUUACAGCUGUGGUUUUCAGGCUACUUCUCUUAUUGAUCAGUCCAUUACAGAGGUUUUUAUUAUUAUGUAUUUUUAACAAUGGUGAAAAACAAAACAAUGACAUUGGAUGUCUAUAUGCAUACUGUAGUGGCCAGAUGUGUUUUAUGUCCUAUCCAUGGGCUGAGUGGUAAAACAUGAUUGUUGGCUGUCAUGUAUGGUAAUUAAUAUAAUUAUUUUAUAAUGUCAAAUACCUUUUUAUUUUUUGAUAACUGUUGAGUGACCAAGUUUAUUUUUUGUUUUCUUUGAUUUUUGAAAUCUGAAAGUUAAAUUUAAGUGUGUGUGUGUGUGUGUGUGUGUGUGUGUGUGUGUAUAUGAGAGAGAGAGAGGUGCUCGCUAACAGCAUUUGCCCCUACAGUCUGUUAAGGCUAAAUGGGGGAUCUUUGUCUUUGUAUGAGAGAGAGAGAGAGAGUGUGUGUGAGAGGGAGAGAGUUUGUGUGUGUGAGAAAGAGAGAGAGAGUGUGUGUGUGUGUGAGAGAGAGAGAGAGAGAGAGAGUGUGUGUGUGUGUGAGAGAUUUUUUUGUAUCUUUUUCAUUCCACUGCAUCUUGGAUGUAUUUACAUAAGAAGGCUUGUUCUCUAAUGUUGCUGUUCAUUAGAUAAACACUAGGUGGUGGUGUCGUCUUGUGAUUUUCCCUUUGACCCUUUUUUUUUGCCCAAUAGUUUUGAUAUGCUCUCAGAUCUCUCUACCUUAAGAGAUGAUGGUCUUUGAGGUCAUAUUUGUUACUCCACCUGUAUUGUAGAGAUUAUAUGAUGAUAUUAUGAAGUACAAAAGCUGGUAAUAUGUAUGUAUUAACCAGAUGGCACCAUUGGACUAGAGUUAAAGAGAUGUUGAGACAAGAACAUUUGGAGUGUCAUCAGGGCCCUGUACAAGUUUACUUCACAUGUAUCCACUUUCAAUCCAUGCAAUAAAAAUUACAGCACAACUAUCAA
This is a messenger RNA of Xyrauchen texanus (razorback sucker), 4125 nucleotides long. RefSeq names its product terminal nucleotidyltransferase 4B-like. Gene Ontology annotation, molecular function: mRNA binding; poly(A) RNA polymerase activity. Gene Ontology annotation, cellular component: nucleolus; TRAMP complex. Bases 310 to 2208 code for a protein of 632 amino acids. The record is from RefSeq and is a predicted model, not a curated record. The transcript is spliced from 12 exons. Gene Ontology annotation, biological process: RNA 3'-end processing. NCBI's taxonomy places the organism in Eukaryota, Metazoa, Chordata, Actinopteri, Cypriniformes, Catostomidae.